AUGGCUGAAGACGUUGCUGCACUGGUGGUUGACAAUGGUUCAGGCAUGUGCAAGGCUGGUUUUGCAGGAGACGAUGCUCCCCGUGCUGUCUUCCCCUCCAUUGUUGGAAGACCCAGACAUCAGGGUGUGAUGGUGGGCAUGGGACAGAAGGACAGCUACGUGGGCGACGAGGCCCAGAGCAAGAGGGGCAUCCUGACUCUGAAGUACCCCAUCGAGCACGGCAUUGUUACCAACUGGGACGACAUGGAGAAGAUCUGGCAUCACACCUUCUACAAUGAGCUGCGUGUGGCCCCCGAAGAGCAUCCCGUCCUGCUCACAGAGGCCCCACUCAACCCCAAAGCCAACAGGGAGAAGAUGACCCAGAUCAUGUUUGAGACCUUCAACAGCCCAGCCAUGUAUGUAGGUAUCCAGGCCGUGCUUUCUUUGUACGCAUCUGGUCGCACCACAGGAAUCGUGAUGGAUUCCGGGGAUGGCGUUAGCCACACGGUGCCCAUCUACGAGGGCUACGCUCUUCCCCACGCCAUCCUGCGUUUGGACCUGGCGGGACGCGACCUCACGGACUACCUGAUGAAGAUCCUGACUGAGCGUGGCUACAGCUUCACCACCACGGCCGAGAGGGAGAUUGUGCGUGACAUCAAGGAGAAGCUGGCCUACGUGGCUCUGGACUUUGAGCAGGAGAUGAGGACCUCUGCUGCCAGUUCCUCUCUGGAGAAGAGCUACGAGCUGCCUGAUGGACAGGUCAUCACUAUCGGCAACGAGCGCUUCCGGUGCCCUGAGACCAUGUUCCAGCCGUCCUUCAUUGGAAUGGAAAGCACUGGAGUGCACGAGACCACCUACAACUCUAUCAUGAAGUGUGAUGUGGACAUCAGGAAAGACCUGUAUGCCAACACUGUUCUCUCUGGUGGAACCACCAUGUUCCCUGGCAUCGCCGAUAGAAUGCAGAAGGAGAUCAGUAGCUUGGCACCCCCUACUAUGAAGAUUAAGAUCAUCGCCCCUCCCGAGCGUAAAUACUCUGUGUGGAUUGGCGGCUCCAUCCUGGCCUCUCUCUCCACCUUCCAACAGAUGUGGAUUUCCAAGCAGGAAUAUGAGGAAUCUGGCCCGUCUAUCGUCCACCGCAAAUGUUUCUAAAGCCUCGACCCUUAACCUCAGUUACUCCUUUCAGGGAGUUUGUUAUUUCAGAUGGCUCUCCUGUCCAGAAGCGAACACCUUGCCCCUAUCCCCUAAGCAUUUGUGUGGCUCUAAAAUGAUCAGAUGAGUAGAAGUGAAUUCCACCUAAACAGUAGAGAUAAAGCCAUAUUGUUUCAGUUCUACAUUGUGUCCUGGGGGGGAGUGACAGGGUGGUUUCUGGGUAGGCGCAGUGUUAGGGCUGUGGCAUUCUGUGUUGUAUUUGUUACUAUUCGUCUUGCCGUACCAUGUAACAUCUGCUCCUGGGCCAUUGAAUAAACGUUCACUGUAACUUGA
Salvelinus sp. IW2-2015 is the source of this 1461-nucleotide messenger RNA. Its product is annotated as actin, non-muscle 6.2-like. NCBI's taxonomy places the organism in Eukaryota, Metazoa, Chordata, Actinopteri, Salmoniformes, Salmonidae. The record is from RefSeq and is a predicted model, not a curated record.